Molecule: messenger RNA, 3265 nt
Organism: Cinara cedri
Lineage: Eukaryota; Metazoa; Arthropoda; Insecta; Hemiptera; Aphididae
Source: the annotation of a GenBank genome assembly
AAUGAUGUUAAUAUGUUAUGUUUGUACCGCCAAUUAAUGAUUAUUCGUACUGGAAACCUUGAGCGCUUGGACUGCAACGAAAAAAACUAUUUUCUUUUUACUUUUUAGUUUUUGAAAUGAUAUUUUAAUAAUUUAUUCAAUAUACUACCUAAGUAUGUUCUGUAUAUUACGUUCCUAAUGAAACUUUCUACAAUAUCGUUCUCACAAUAGGUAUUUUUUGACUUAAACAUUAUAAAAACUUACGUACACCCAACAAUACAAUACGUUGUAAAGACUGACAACUGUUACUCCGAGAAUUUGUGACAAUAACAAAAUAUUGUAGGUACGUAACCAUUCGCAAUAUAAUAUUAGUAUAUUCUCGUAGGGUUAAUCGAUUUUGAUAAACAACAAUUUUGUUUUUAAGUGUUUGAAUGUUUUACGUUUAUACUAAAAUCUGCUUUUCCUAAAUUGGCAGCUUUUAUUAUUUUACUAUUUAUAGAUAUAUAUCUAACCUAUUAAAAUCAUUGUUGGUACCUACCUACCAAUGUUUCCGGGUUAUCUAAAAUACAUGGUGCCCUUCCAAACUAAGAUUUUAAAUAAAAAACAUUUUUUGAACAAAUCAUCGAACCUUUCUUGCAUAUUAUAGCCAACAUUUUAAAUAGACAUGAAAAAGUUUAAAGGGCUGAUGAAUUAUAAUAUACUAUGCUAUUAUCACCAACAGUAUUAGCCUGCCAAGAGCAGCCAGCCGGCCCAAAUUUUAAAACUAAACAUUUUAUACAUUAAUGAUUAUUUUGAGUUAUUAAACAUGUUCACCUAGCUAUGAUAUUUUAACGGUGUAUAAAAUUAGUUACCAUGUUUUCUUGAUUUGAAUUAUUUUAAAUGAGCAAACUAAAAUAUUAUGUUACUCGUUUUAAAUGUAAAAUAAUACAUUUCAACAUAAAAUAUGUAUGGGUAAGUAGUUAUUAGUAUAAUUAUUCUUUUAAGUAAAGUUUAAGUACCACGUUUUUUGAUUCCUAUAUAUUAUUUGUUAAAAACUGGUUGUGAAGUACAUAUGUUUAUGCCACAAUUUAUUUACCUAAAAAUUAUAACAACGUUUGUUUGAAAGUGAUUUACUUUAAUAAGUAAUUAUGUUAAUUAAUCUAAUAUAUUAUAAGUACCUAUAGAUACCUAAAAAAAUAGGUUAGACAAGUGAUAAAUACUAUACAUAUAUGUAAUUCUAAUAUACAGCCGAGUAAAUUCUAAUCUAUAACAUAUUUUUGGGGUUUUCUAAUAAAAAAAAAAAAAUUAAAUAUUAAAUGAUUAUUCAUCAAUUUUUAUAAGUUAAUUGAUUUAUUUAAAUUUGAUUUUUUUUUUCAGGUUAGCAAAAUGUGUGAUCCAAAUAAGUGGAUAGUCAUGAAAACAUACACCAUCAAACAAGAAAAAGAUAUUUUAAAAUUAUUAGAAAAUAAUAAAAAUAUUAAAAAUGCGAAUAAUGCUUUUGAAAUAGUAUUUAAAUAUAUGCAAAAUAAAUCUAUAAAACAAGUAUCAAAUGGACUUGGUAUGGAUAUUGUGAAGUUUAAAUCUGACAUGGUUCGACUUAAAAUAAAAAGAGUUAAUGCUUCAAUACAAAUGGCCAAAGAGAAAAGCCAAAAUUACGAUAUAAUAUUUGUUAACGUGAAAAAUAAAGAUGGAGAUUAUUUUAGCACGCUGGUAAAUAAUUCAAAUCCAAAUGAUAAAAUAUUAAUUAUUAAUGGACAUUUAUUUGAAUUCAAUUUACCUGGUAACCAUGAGAAAUCAUCUAAUAUUUCAGUUCAAUCAGAGACAAACUCAAAGGUUAUUCAUUUUAAAUUUAGCGACUUGUCUUUCGAAAAGACAAAACCUCUAUAUCAAAAUAAUCUUUCAAAACUUGCUGACCCUGGUGUUUAUUCAUUAUUUGGCAAUGUAUCAAAAACCUUAAAAUAUAAUGAUGAAGACUUGAUGUUACUAAGAAUACAGUGUUGUGAUAAAUCCUGUAUUGAAACUCACAAAUAUCCUCAUUAUGUUUAUAAUUUCAAGGAUAUUUCAAAGGAAGAAAAAAGAUUGGGAAUAAAAUCUGAUUUGAAUUCAAACCAAGUUGAUAUUUUAGUUGAAUCGCCAAGUUCUAAUUUUUUGUCAUUGCAUCUUGGUCAACGAAUAUUUUUAAACAAUAUAAGGAUGGAAUUUUCCACUGAUUUAAACAUGUUUUAUUUACAUAUUUCAGGAGCAAUGAAAAAUAUAGAAGCUUCUCCAACAGGAACCGGUAUUGUAAAUUCUCUUGUGCCCCAUAGAAGACAUUAUAAAAUACCAAAUGAACUGAGACCUGCUACUCAGUGUAAAACAAAUCAAGUGUCUGACAAUGAUGAAUCUAAUAAAUUUAAUAAAUUUCAGAAAUUGGAUGGAAAUUAUCAACUACACAGACUGUCAGAUUUAUCUUCGGAUGAUAAUGAUAAUAAUUUAUCAACAUCAACAAAAGUUUGUGAUAAUAAUAUCAAUAGGAAAACUUCAAUCGACAUGCAGUGUCCCACACAUAUCAAGAAUAAAAAAACAAUUUCCAAUUCACCAAAUUGUAAUGAAAUCCAAAAUUGUCCAAUGGUUUUGCCAAAUAGUUUAUCUGAUGAAAAUAUUGAACCAAAACAAAUGGAAAUAAUUCUAGAAGAAACAAAAUUACAGGAUUUACGUACUGAUAGCUCAAUUAGCUCGUGUUCACCUCCAUUUUUUACACCAGAUCAUCCUGAUCCUGAUAAACCCAUUAUAAAAAUUGUAGAUAACGUAGUUGAAUUUAAAUCUAAACCACAAUCUACGAAAUGCUUGGGUUUCUGUAGACUUAUUUACAUUGAACCUAAUAUCCUAAUUAAUAACCAUUAUACUGAAAAUCAAGAUUUCAUAAGUGGAUACUGUACAAAAUGUUUAAGAUUUUUUCCUGAAUCUUCAUUGGUUAAAUCGAAAUCACAUGAAAUAUACUAUUGUCCUAUGUGUGAAGACAUUAGUCAUCUUACUUUUUUUUUCAAAAUGACUUUUUUGUAUGGACAAAAUGACAGAUUUGCUAUGGAAGUAUCUUGCUACAAUAACGAUGCUGAACGUGUAAUCAAGAAACUAACCAAGAAAAAAAUAAAAGUUGAAAAUUAUUCAGCAAACCGUAAAUGUAUAAUGGAUACUUUACAAUCAUUCAUAACAAAGAAAACUAGAGUAAAUAUAAUUGUUGAAGAAUCACCAAUGGAUAAUGUUCACAUACUUAGAGAUAUUGAUACAAAAUUUGUUGUUUCAUCUCCAUUACAUUAAAUAUUAUUUU